UCAGAGUGCAGGUAGGACUCUGUUAUACUGUUAUAUACCUGUUUGAGUUCAGGUAGGACCCUUUUAUACUGUUAUAUACCUGUCAGAGUGCAGGUAGGACUCUGUUAUACUGUUAUAUACCUGUUUGAGUUCAGGUAGGACUCUACUAUACUGUUAUAUACCUGUUAGAGUGCAGGUAUGACUCUGCUAUACUGUUAUAUACCUGUCAGAGUGCAGGUAGGACUCUGUUAUACUGUUAUAUACCUGUUUGAGUUCAGGUAGGACUUUACUAUACUGUUAUAUACCUGUUAGAGUGCAGGUAUGACUCUGCUAUACUGUUAUAUACCUGAUAGAGUGCAGGUAGGACUCUGCUAUACUGUUAUAUACCUGUUUGAUUGCAGGUAGGACUCUGCUAUACUGUUAUAUACCUGUUUGAUUGCAGGUAGGGCCCUGUUAUACUGUUAUAUACAGGGGUUAAAAUGAAUUGGGAUUUGGGAGGUGGCUGGACCCUGAGAUCCGGUGGGAGGUGGGUGAAAAAAGAUGUGUGCGUCACCUCUGUCCAAUCGAAAAUCCUGAACGGCAUUUUGGGACAGACGAUCACUUUCCCCUCAGUGGUGAAGGAGAUUGGCUUCAUUUUCAAAAAUAAGAGUGAAAUUGCAACAGUGGCCGGUGAGAUCGAGCCCACCGAUGACCGCUAUGGCACCCGGCUGCAGUGGAACAACAGCACUGGACUCUUCUCCCUGACUGACCUGAGGAGGGGGGACUCUGGAGAGUACGGGGUACAGCACAAGGAUGGCAAAACCGACAACUACCAGCUGGUUGUGUGGGAUCCAGUACCCAGACCACUGGUGUCCAGCAGGAACAAGAUGAAACCCAGCUGCAGUGUGCUGUGCUCUGUGGAGAAUGGGAGAGGGGUCACCCUGUCCUGGCACAGAGAGGGGCAGACACUGUCCCACACCAGCAGCCCUAAUUUCAGCUCCCCCCUGUCCGUCCCUCUGGAGAUAGAAACGAACAGCGCCCCCUACAGCUGCGUGGCAACAAACCCUGUCAGUAAUAAGACUGUCACAGUCAGACCUGAAGAGCACUGCUUUGGAAAAUCCAAGCAACUCAGCCAGGACCUCAGAAAAAGUCCAGUUCCAAACAACUGAAGGUACCAUAAGCAUCUGAAUAAACAAUUGUAUGCAAAUAUAAAAAUCUUGGGACCACAAAGACACUGCGUCAUUCAGGAAGGAGGUACAAAUUAUCUCCCAAGGCUGAACUAACUUUUGUCUGAAAGGUUCAACUGAACCCCAAGACAACAACAAAGGAACUGGCGAAGGAGUUGGAGGCAUCAGGUACUAAAGUAUCUACAU
Anguilla anguilla (European eel) is the source of this 1331-nucleotide messenger RNA. Its product is annotated as SLAM family member 6-like. The coding region runs from base 459 to 1127 and encodes 222 amino acids. NCBI's taxonomy places the organism in Eukaryota, Metazoa, Chordata, Actinopteri, Anguilliformes, Anguillidae. The transcript is spliced from 4 exons. The record is from RefSeq and is a predicted model, not a curated record.